This is a messenger RNA of Nilaparvata lugens (brown planthopper), 1905 nucleotides long. RefSeq names its product gustatory receptor for sugar taste 64f-like. Gene Ontology annotation, biological process: sensory perception of chemical stimulus; detection of chemical stimulus involved in sensory perception of taste. The transcript has 10 exons. Bases 434 to 1846 code for a protein of 470 amino acids. Gene Ontology annotation, cellular component: membrane. Lineage: Eukaryota; Metazoa; Arthropoda; Insecta; Hemiptera; Delphacidae. The record is from RefSeq and is a predicted model, not a curated record. Gene Ontology annotation, molecular function: taste receptor activity.
UUAAUGAGAGAUUGGCAAAAAGUGACAAAAGAUUUUGAAGUAAAACAGAAAGCGUCCAUAAUAAGAGCGAAAAGCGUGUGAAUAAGGGGAAUAGAAGGGGAUGCAAGAAGUGGUGAAUCAAAGAGGGAAACUAUCAUUUUCCCUUUUUAUUGCCUAACCAUACAGGGAAAGUAAAACGUUUCAGAUUCAUACAAAACAUCGCUAGCACUUGUACUGUAGGCACAGAUACUAGGAGUUGACAUUUCUCUCCAACACUGGAAUAUUUGAGCUUUACAAGAUCGAUUUUUGAUCUUUAUUAUUGAAUGUGGAGUUUAAAUUCAAUGUUGUGUUAUUAAUAUAAAGGUGCACAGUCUCAUAUAGUCCAAUGGAUUUUUUAAAAAUGUGAAUAAUUCUUAUGAAUGGAUAAUCUGCGAGCUGAUUAAGGAAUGAUAUAAUGUUGACUGCUGUAAGAAUUGGAGCCAAUACGACAAUGGAGAGAUUUCAAAUUAGGAGUGAUCUGACAACAAAUUGGAAAAAGUUCAGAAUGUAUAUCGACAAAAAUUUCAAAAACAACAAAAUCGAACCAAUAGUUGUGCAAUCGAACAGAGAUGAAUUGCUGUUCACGCCAAGAAAACGCAAACGUUUCGGCAUACACCAGAAUAUACGUUUUAUUUUGGGAACGGCCUCGUACAUGGGUGCGUUUCCAGUGACCAAUAUGAUGAGUGCCGACCCUAACAGACUGGCCUUCCAUUGGAUCUCCUAUCCCACGGCCUACACCUUUUUCCUGCUCUUCGGAUUCAUAACCAUCGAAAUUCUGGCCGUCCGGUACUCCAUGAGAAACAUCAACCAGGCCAAUUUAGCUGCUGCAGGUGGUUUCAAGAAAGCGACUUCUGGUACAAUAUUCUACGGAAAUGCUUGUAUUGGCGUGUACUUAUUCUUAAAGCUUGCGCGUUCGUGGCCCGAUCUUAUAAGGGAAUGGCACAAUAUUGAACUAUCCAUGUACAGAUUUGGAACCCCAAAAGUUCUGCUAAGAUUUGUAGUCAUGACUGGAACACUAAUGUCACUCGGAUUUAUUGAACACAUGUUUCACGAUGUUCUUACUACAAGGGCGGCCGUCAAAGCUUCAAUAAAAGAAAUCGUCCUGAACGGAACGAGGAAGCCAGGUUUCUAUGAGACUUUUCACAUUUUUCUGGAACGCUAUUCGCUCAACUCACACUGGUACCUUAUUGAGGAGGAGAGCGACUACAGAGUAUGGAAAGGUCUGCUGAUUCUAUGGCUGAGUUUAACAGCCACCUUGAUCUGGAAUUUCAUCGAUUUAUUCAUCAUGCUAAUCAGCGCGGCGUUGGCGGCUCAGUUCACUAUUGUCAACAGAACGCUCAGGAAAAUUAGAGGAAGGGUAUUGACAGAAAGUCAAUGGAGAGAAUACAGAGAAAUGUAUGCGAACAUGACACAUCUUGUCAAAACUGUCGACAAUCAUAUCAAUAAAAUUAUAGCUAUAUCUGUGGCCAACAACAUAUACUUUAUUUGUGCUCAGCUUAUUACUGAGAUUGACUCCAUAAAACAAGACUACAUUCCAAGCAUAUUCUACUUGUACUCGUUCUUGUUUCUGGUUGCUCGCACCACAGCCGUGGUCAUUCAAGCUGCUGCAGUGCACGAUGAAAGCCUAAAAGUCACACCGGAACUUUUUAAAUGUCCUUACGAAAGCUAUUGUAUUGAGGUUCAAAGGUUCCUGCAAGAAGUGACAUCCGAUCAUGUUUCACUCACGGGCCUGAAUAUGUUCUCUAUAACCCGCAAUUUUCUUCUUGGAAUAGCAGGGGCAAUUCUCACCUAUGAAAUUGUCCUGAUUCAGCUACAAAACACAAAAUAGGAAGGAGAACAAGAGUGAGAGAAAUGUAACAAAUCGAGAAAAAGAAUGACGAAUAACAA